Messenger RNA from Apis mellifera (honey bee), 584 nucleotides. RefSeq names its product defensin 2 (gene Def2). The record is from RefSeq and is marked provisional. NCBI's taxonomy places the organism in Eukaryota, Metazoa, Arthropoda, Insecta, Hymenoptera, Apidae. Gene Ontology annotation, biological process: defense response to bacterium; humoral immune response.
CUUUGUGCUGGGAAAGAUGAAGUUCUUUGUACUUUUUGCGAUUCUCGUCGCUAUCGUUCACGCAUCUUGCGCAAGUGUUCCUAAAGUUGUUUACGAUGGACCGAUUUACGAGUUGAGGCAAAUUGAGGAGGAAAAUAUAGAACCAGAUACAGAAUUGAUGGAUUCCAACGAACCGCUGCUACCACUACGACAUCGAAGGGUAACGUGCGACGUUUUAUCAUGGCAAUCAAAAUGGCUGAGCAUUAAUCAUUCAGCCUGCGCUAUCAGAUGUUUAGCUCAACGACGUAAAGGCGGUAGUUGCAGAAAUGGCGUGUGUAUCUGUCGAAAGUGAAACGAUUCGAAAAUUGAUUGUACCGAUCUGUUCAUCUUGAAAUAAUAUCUCCAAUAUUUUUUUACUCGAAAUUUCAUACUUUUUAUUUUAUAACAAGUAAAAUCAUUUUUUAAAAUCAUAUUCUAUAUAUGUAUAUUUUGUAUAUCAUAAUCGAUUAAGAUAAAAACAUUAUUUUGUAUUUUGUUAGAUUUUUCGAAAGUAAAAGAAUUUUUACAAUUUCUUUUUAAUAAAUUGCUUCUUGCAGAACGGAUGA